Messenger RNA from Strongylus vulgaris, 237 nucleotides. Lineage: Eukaryota; Metazoa; Nematoda; Chromadorea; Rhabditida; Strongylidae. The record is from the annotation of a GenBank genome assembly.
AUGAAUGAUUUGGAUAAAGACAAUCGAAUCGAUGGUACGGAAAUAUUGAAAGCUUUAACACACUCACAUGAGGAUGACACAGGUUUGAUUUCUACAAAUUCUUCUAUGUCAGGUCCUGGCCUUCCUGUUGCAAACGAAGAUGACAUGGCUAAAAUGGUAGAUGAAGUACUAGGAGAUAUGGAUCUUAAUGGAGAUGGUUACAUCGACUACGCUGAAUACUUGAAGAAACGAGGCUAG